AGACAUGUAGUUGCAUGUAUGUAAUAGUCAUGAGCGCAGAUCUUGCAAUUAUAUCGUCAUAGAAAGAAGAAGUCAAAGAGUAGCACUAGAAUCUCAGAACAUCACGGUUAAAAUGCAAGUUAUUGAACUUCUCUGUGCUGUGUGCGCAUAUUCUUCAAAAGGACAUGAAAUGGCUCUUCAUGCUCUACGGCACUUCAAGGUUACUUGUGAUCAGAAGCAUGGGUUUGACAUAAUAGUGAGUGAACUUCGUAACACAAAAAAUGUUGAAUAUCAGACAAGGCUGCUUUCUUUCAUCAACUGCCUAACACUGGGCUGCCACAAUGUCCACAAGCGUGUGCAGAUCAGGAAUGAAUUACUUGGUCGUGGGCUUGGACCAAUCCUGAGUUCACUAAGUGCAGCUGAUGAUAAGGAGCUACAGAUGCAAGUUUCAGCAUUCAUUGAUUACCAACACAGAGAUGAGAUGGAAUUAGAAUCAACAAAACAACUAACUCAUCAUCAGUUGUUUGAAACAAUAUUCGAAAAGGUACACAUUAUUGUCCUUAUUGCUACUAAUAAACAGAAAUACUUGUGGUUAGUAUAG
This is a messenger RNA of Schistocerca serialis cubense, 580 nucleotides long. RefSeq names its product inverted formin-2-like. The transcript has 5 exons. The record is from RefSeq and is a predicted model, not a curated record. Gene Ontology annotation, molecular function: actin binding. Bases 113 to 580 code for a protein of 155 amino acids. NCBI's taxonomy places the organism in Eukaryota, Metazoa, Arthropoda, Insecta, Orthoptera, Acrididae. Gene Ontology annotation, biological process: cellular component organization.